This is a messenger RNA of Lentinula edodes (shiitake mushroom), 582 nucleotides long. RefSeq lists its product as uncharacterized. The record is from RefSeq and is a predicted model, not a curated record. The transcript is spliced from 5 exons. NCBI's taxonomy places the organism in Eukaryota, Fungi, Basidiomycota, Agaricomycetes, Agaricales, Omphalotaceae. The coding region runs from base 1 to 582 and encodes 193 amino acids.
AUGCUCAGUCCUCGAACUGCCACCUUCAUUCGCGUACACCAAUUGUGCACAAUGAACGUCAAUUCUUCUUCAGCACGCUAUGAGCUCAAUUCCACAAUGGACAUAGUUUCGAAUGAACGUGAUGGCAACACAGUUGUAUCUCUCACCUCAAUAUUGCAGAAUCUCCACCUUCAACUUGACCGAGCCUUGAACCAAAACUCUCAGAGACAGGAUACUCCCCAGGAACCCGAAGUGGUGGCCGCAGCAGAAGUUCCGGGAAAUAGGGUAGCUGAUAUCACUGUUGAGGACAAUCAAAGCUCUACCUCGUCUAUGUCCUUCAUCAGUACUCUAUCCUCAGAAAACCAAACUUUAUGUCCCAUUUGUAGUGGAUCUACUCCCGCUGUGCGUUCCUCUCACCGACCCGCCUUAUGGUAUAGUGUCACAGCUGGACUUGGAGUCGGCAUCUUCCCAUCGCUACAGCUUGCCCAACCUUUUGUACAUAAGGUCAAGGGUAAUUUUAUGCGGGGGUUUACCACACGUGAGCAAGCAGAGGCGGACUUCUGUCUGGCCAGGGACCUCGGGUUAUUGCAGAUCAUUCAAUAG